Messenger RNA from Chinchilla lanigera (long-tailed chinchilla), 1422 nucleotides. RefSeq names its product prenyl (decaprenyl) diphosphate synthase, subunit 1 (gene Pdss1). Gene Ontology annotation, molecular function: prenyltransferase activity. Gene Ontology annotation, biological process: ubiquinone biosynthetic process; isoprenoid biosynthetic process. Gene Ontology annotation, cellular component: transferase complex; mitochondrion. The record is from RefSeq and is a predicted model, not a curated record. NCBI's taxonomy places the organism in Eukaryota, Metazoa, Chordata, Mammalia, Rodentia, Chinchillidae.
AUGUCCUAUUUUAAUCUUGUGAAGAGCAUAACAUCUGUCUUUCGAAAUGUGUAUGGUCUGUCACGGUUUCAUCACACAACCCCAGGGGUGUGCUGUUAUAGUAAAAUACAGAGUGGUGAGAAAUACACUGAUCCUUUUAAACUUGGCUGGAGAGACUUGAAAGGUCUAUAUGAAGACAUUAAAAAGGAAUUGUUCAUAUCUACAACGGAACUUAAGGAAAUGUCCGAGUACUACUUCGAUGGAAAAGGAAAAGCCUUUCGACCAAUUAUUGUGGUGCUAAUGGCCCGAGCAUGUAACAUUCAUCAUAAUAACUCCCGAGACGUGAAAGCCAGCCAGCGCUCCAUAGCCUUAAUUGCAGAAAUGAUCCACACUGCUACCCUGGUUCAUGACGACGUCAUUGAUGAUGCAAGUUCUCGAAGAGGAAAACACACAGUUAAUAAGAUCUGGGGUGAAAAGAAGGCUGUUCUCGCUGGAGAUUUCAUUCUUUCUGCAGCAUCUAUAGCUCUGGCACGAAUUGGAAACACUACUAUUAUAUCUAUUUUAACCCAAGUUAUUGAAGAUUUGGUGCGUGGUGAGUUUCUUCAGUUAGGAUCCAAAGAAGAUGAGAAUGAGCGAUUCGCCCACUACCUUGAAAAGACCUUCAAGAAGACUGCGAGUCUGAUCGCCAACAGUUGUAAAGCAGUCUCUGUCCUAGGAUGCCCGGACCCAGUGGUGCAUGAGAUUGCUUAUCAGUAUGGAAGAAAUGUGGGGAUGGCUUUUCAGCUCAUAGAUGACGUGCUGGACUUCACCUCGUGUUCCGAACAGAUGGGCAAACCAACAUCCGCUGACCUGAAGCUGGGGUUAGCCACAGGCCCCGUCUUGUUUGCUUGCCGGCAGUUCCCAGAAAUGAAUGCUAUGAUAAUGAGACGGUUCAGCUUGCCGGGAGAUGUGGACAGAGCUCGACAAUGCAUAUUACAGAGUGAUGGUGUGCAGCAAACAACCUACCUCGCCCAGCAGUACUGCCACGAAGCAAUAAGGGAGAUCAGUAAACUCCGGCCAUCCCCAGAGAGAGAUGCCCUCAUUCAGCUUUCGGAAAUUGUACUCACAAGAGAAAAAUGACAGCUCUUCCUGUUCUUUCUGGCAGCUAUUUUACCAGACUGUGCCUAAAAAAAAAAAAAUCUGUGGAAAUACACCUUAUUUGCUUCGUGUGCAGAUAACCAAAAAUCAUUUUAAAAAAUCAUUUCAACCUUACUGUUGGGCAGUUUUUUUAUUGGCAGUUUUUCAGAAAACUUUUUAAAUGUAAUUAAACCACCUGAAUCUGUCCUCGUAGUCCUAUAAAGUCUAAUGGAGGUAUCUUGAUGAUGAUUAUAUGUGGUAUUGUUUACAUGGUUAAUAGCCACAUGUGAAGCCAUUGCACAAAUAAAUAAUCAAUGUUAAAAUUCA